Messenger RNA from Gavialis gangeticus (Gharial), 5775 nucleotides. It is a transcript of the gene EHMT1, whose product is annotated as euchromatic histone lysine methyltransferase 1. Lineage: Eukaryota; Metazoa; Chordata; Crocodylia; Gavialidae. The transcript is spliced from 28 exons. Gene Ontology annotation, cellular component: nucleus. The coding region runs from base 400 to 4173 and encodes 1257 amino acids. Gene Ontology annotation, molecular function: histone H3K9 methyltransferase activity; zinc ion binding; p53 binding. The record is from RefSeq and is a predicted model, not a curated record.
AGGGAGCUUUUAUCACAUGAGCAGAAACUGAAUCACUGUUCAUGAGGAUCUGGAAUAUGCAACUCUUUGAGUCUUCAUCAAAAGAAGACAACAGAUGUCUGCAGCAAACAGUGCAGAGUAAGGGAGAAAGUAGGAAAGACAUCUGCAUGAAGACUGAGCUGCUGAAAGAUAUCACCAACAAUAAAGAAGAAGCUGGUCUCAAGACAGCAGUCUCUGGAAUCAGGUGGGUUAAAAAAUCGUAGAUGAUGAUCAGAAGAGAAUGAUACUUUGGAGUCUGACACCUCUUGACUGACUUGGACUAACAGCAUACAGUGUGACAUAGGGAAGCUGAGAAUCCCAGCUGUGCAAUGGUAUAAAGCAUUCAUUUCCAGUCUCAGUGCUUCACAAGGGUUUAAUGCCAUGGCUGCAGAUGAAAGUGCCACAGAAAAGCAAGUAGGGGAACCAAAAAUGGCAGUAGAUGGUGAAACGAAUGGCUCCUGUGAGCGCAGCGAAGCUGGUAGCCACCCAAAUCCAGCUAAAAACACUCAGGACAAUACAAAAGUGAGCCAGCAGGACUCCAGUACUAAGUUAAAUAGGAUAGCAGAGAAUGGCAUUUCUGAGAGAGACGGUGAGACUGGGAAACAAAACCACAUGAAACCUAAUGACUUCACACAGACUUCUGUAACUGGGAGUAAUGGAUAUAUUUUAACUAAGCAGAUGGCACAGGAGCAGCCACUAAGGACUACCAGCACCUUUGCUUCUCUCACGGGCCAUGCUGCGAAAACCCUCCCAGGAGGGGCAAGCAAAGGGAGAACUGUGGGCACCUUUUCUCAGAUGCAAGCCACAAUGCCAGCCAAGCUCGGGGAGGGAAGUAAAGAUGUGGAUGCUAAGAAAGCCACCCCUGCUAAUGCGGAAAUCAAGGUCCACAGAGCACGGAAGACCAUGCCUAAACCCACCCCUAGCCUGCAUGCAAAUAGAGACCCCAAAGAAGGGAGAGAUGCCAGAGAUCAAAAAGAAUCAAAGGAAGAAGGCAACAAAAGUGUCUUGGAGUUUGGGAAGCCAGCGCCGUUGCCCCCUCUCCCAGGCCUUCAUCAGUUGCUACCUCAGAACCAGAGCUAUAUGGCCACCACAAAAUCACAGACGGCUGCUGCAGUAUCUCGGAAGAAGAAACGAAGGAUGGGAACCUAUAGCCUGGUUCCCAAGAAAAAGACCAAAGUGUUAAAACAGAGAACGGUGAUUGAGAUGUUUAAGAGCAUAACUCAUUCCUCUGCAGGUGCUAAGAGUGAAAAGGACCUAAGUGAUGGCAGCCCUCAUGUGAAUGGGGAGAGCAUUGAGGUAGACUCUGAAGAGGAAGACUCUGAUGAACUGGAAGAAGAUGAUGAACAUGGAGUUGAACAGCCAGCUGCAUUUCCCACAGAGGAUAACAGGAUUUCUAAAGAGGGUGCAUCAGAUGCCGACAAUUCCAGAAAGAUGGAAGAUGGUGAGUCUGAGGAGGAUCAAGAGUCUGGAGAAUCUGGGGAGGAGGAGGAAGAUGGAGAUGAGUCUGACUUGAGCUCCGAGUCCAGUCUCAAGAAGAAGCUGCUAAAGAGGAAAGGAAAGACGGACAGUCCAUGGCUGAAACCCACCCGGAAAAGGAGGAGGAGGAAUAAAAAGAAACAAGCCAGUGCGUUAGGUGCUGAAGCAUAUAAACCACCUUUGGGAGGCAGAGAGGGAGCUGGGCAGGAGAAUAGUAUGGAAUACAUGGAAGUGUCUCUUGAUUCUUUGGAUCUCCGAGUAAAGGGAAUUCUAUCUUCACAAUCGGAAGGUCUUUCUAAUGGCCCUGAAGCAAUGGAAGUAGAUGGUCUUCAGGAAGUGCCUCUCUGUAGCUGUCGAAUGGAAACACCUAAAAGCCGAGAGAUUACCACACUAGCCAACAAUCAAUGCAUGGCAACUGAGAGUGUGGACAAUGAGCUGGGCCGAUGCACAAACAGCGUGGUGAAAUAUGAGCUGAUGCGUCCGUCCAACAAAGUCCAGCUCUUGGUGCUGUGUGAGGACCACAGAGGGAGAAUGGUGAAACACCAGUGCUGCCCUGGCUGUGGAUAUUUCUGCACUGCAGGCACUUUCAUGGAAUGUCAGCCUGAAAGCAGCAUCUCCCAUCGUUUCCAUAAGAACUGUGCCUCCCAUGUCAACGACAUGAGCUAUUGCCCACACUGUGGGGAAGAUGCCUCAAAGGCAAAGGAGGUGACGAUAGCUAAAGCAGACACAACUUCCACAGUGUCUCUGACCUAUGAGCAGCAAAAACCAGCAGCUCUGGAGGGAAGGGCAGACACUACAACAGGAAGUGGCACUGGAAUGCGGUUGUCAGAGGAAGACAAGCCAGAGAGUUCAGCUGCUGAGGGGUUUGACAUGGCUGGGUCUUCUGUUUUUGUGAAGCCUGCCACUGGCCUGACCCAGGGACCAGUUAAAGAAACCUUGGAAAGCGCCUUGAUUGCCCUGGAUUCAGAAAAACCCAAGAAGUUACGAUUCCACCCAAAGCAGCUGUACUUCUCUGCCAGGCAAGGGGAACUCCAGAAGGUCCUGCUUAUGUUAGUGGAUGGAAUUGACCCCAACUUUAAGAUGGAGCAUCAGAAUAAAAGAACCCCUCUCCAUGCAGCUGCGGAGUCUGGACACGUAGACAUCUGCCACAUGCUGAUUCAGGCUGGUGCUAACAUAGACACCUGUUCAGAAGAUCAGAGAACCCCACUGAUGGAAGCAGCAGAAAAUAACCAUCUGGAGACUGUGAAAUACCUUAUCAAGGCUGGAGCACUGGUAGAUCCUAAGGAUGCAGAAGGGUCCACGUGUCUGCACUUGGCUGCCAAGAAAGGGCAUUAUGAUGUCGUUCAGUACCUUCUUUCUAACGGGCAAAUGGAUGUCAACUGCCAGGAUGAUGGAGGCUGGACGCCGAUGAUUUGGGCCACCGAGUACAAGCACAUUGAGCUGGUGAAGCUGUUAUUAGCCAAGGGGUCGGACAUUAACAUUCGAGACAACGAGGAGAAUAUUUGUUUGCACUGGGCAGCUUUCUCCGGCUGUGUUGACAUAGCAGAAAUACUGCUGGCUGCUAAGUGUGAUUUACAUGCAGUAAACAUUCAUGGAGACUCACCACUGCACAUUGCAGCCAGGGAGAACCGUUAUGAGUGCGUUGUCCUUUUUCUGUCCCGUGGCUCAGAUGUCACCCUGAAGAACAAGGAGGGUGAAACUCCACUCCAGUGUUCAAGUCUCAACUCUCAGGUGUGGGUGGCUCUACAGAUGAACAAGACCCUCAAAGAUUCAUCUACUGACAAACCUGCCCAGAUAGAGAAAAUAGUGAGCAGAGACAUUGCCCGGGGUUAUGAGCGGAUUCCUAUUCCAUGUGUCAAUUCAGUGGACAAUGAGCCUUGUCCCAGCAACUACAAAUACGUUUCCCAGAACUGCGUGACCUCCCCAAUGAACAUUGAUAGAAACAUCACCCAUUUGCAGUACUGUGUGUGCAUAGAUGACUGCUCCUCCAGUAACUGCAUGUGUGGUCAACUCAGUAUGCGCUGCUGGUAUGAUAAGGAUGGCCGACUCCUACCCGAAUUCAACAUGGCUGAGCCACCUCUGAUCUUUGAGUGUAAUCAUGCUUGCUCGUGUUGGCGAACCUGCCGGAAUCGGGUGGUGCAGAAUGGGCUCAGGACUCGAUUACAGCUUUAUCGGACACAAAAGAUGGGCUGGGGUGUGCGGACAACGCAAGACAUUCCAUUGGGAACUUUCGUGUGCGAGUAUGUUGGAGAGCUGAUUUCCGAUUCAGAGGCAGACGUACGUGAAGAGGACUCCUACCUCUUUGACCUUGACAAUAAGGAUGGAGAAGUGUACUGCAUAGAUGCUCGUUUCUAUGGCAACAUCAGCCGCUUCAUAAACCAUCUCUGUGAGCCAAACCUCAUUCCUGUGCGAGUGUUCAUGUCGCAUCAGGAUCUUCGCUUUCCCAGGAUUGCCUUCUUCAGCACCAGGCAUAUAGAAGCUGGAGAAGAAAUUGGCUUUGACUACGGAGACCGGUUCUGGGACAUCAAAGGCAAAUACUUCAGCUGCCAGUGCGGUUCACCCAAGUGCAAACACUCGAGUGCAGCGCUGGCCCAGCGACAAGCUAGCACAUCUUCCCAGGACGCACAGGAAAACGGGCUCCCUGACACCAGCUCUACCACAGCAGUCGGCCCCUUUUGAGGCUCCGCUCCCCAGAGACUGACUUGCUUUAACCCUAUAGAUUCACAUACUGUUUGAAUUCCCAUUUAAAGAGAGAACUCCUUCAAGGAAAGCUAAGGGUUUGUGACACUUAGGGCUGUACCGCCGACUGUUACUUGAGGAAUAAGUGAAAGCAAAUCCUGACUCAAUGUUGUUGUUUCCCCCUCCUCAGCCCUGGAAAGCUGCUGGUUUCACAGUGCGUGCAGAGGGGUGGCUGAUGCAUUUUUCCAUGCAAGCUGUCCUAAGCCUCCGUCUUUUAAUGUCCUAAGUGUUGUCAGAGCCAAGGGAGUGUGUCCCUUCCUCCUCUGAAUAUUAUUAAUUGAAUAGAACGUUCAUGCCAAGUCAUCUUCAAGUCACUUGUAACAAACUUUGAAUACUUGACGAAACUUUCUUAUCAAAAGAGGGGGAGUGGAAAAAAAGAUUCUUGUGUGUUGGUUUACUUGGCACAGCCCUGGGGCAGGUCCUGCCAGUCAUUUAAACCAUGAAUUUCUCCUGCCCCCUGUCAGACAUUGCAGCAUGGUCUUUCCAGGUCCCAUUGCUGGGAGUUGGAGGGUGGUCACUUCUAACAGAUGCCUGUUGGUUACCAAAUCCACCCAUUUAUUAUUCUCUCUUAUUUCCCCUAAAAAGGGGGGGGAAGCCCCUUUCCUUGAUACCCUUCCAGUUCCUGUCUCUCUUCUAAGUCUGCCAGAGAUUCUCUCCCCACUGCGUCCUGCUCCCCACCCAGCUUUCUCCGUUAAACCAGCCCUCACCCCUGCCUGUGGUUGGGCUUCUUACUGUUUCAGUGUUCGUUUCACCAAUGGAAGGAUUUCUCUCUCUAUCCCAUUAGUGAUUUCAGAGAGGGAAGGUUGAAGGGGAUUGUACAAGACACUAACUUCUUUUAAAAGAAGCAGUUUGCUUUUUUAAAAUAAAAAAAUAAAUGAUCUAUAUUCUAGAGAACCUCUGACUGGCAUUUCUCAGGAGGAUGCUACAGGCUGGGGCAGACAUCAGACAGGACGUGUCACAGCGAGAAGAUACAGACGCCACCAGCUCAUCUGUACCCAUCACUUUUCUCAAUGCUGGGCACCUUCGAUUAAUUUUUAAAGCCACACGCUACGAGGUUUAAAUAAACUGAUUUAUUUUUUACCAUUAUUAAAACAUUGGGGACUAGCAUUAAAAAACAGACAAACAAACAGAAACAUCAAAACAAAAACGGUGCUGAUUCUGGUGUGAUUUUUACUCACCACGUGAAUAUAAACUAUCAAUUGUAUAAAAAGAACAAAGUGAUUUUAGUAUAAAAAUGCAGGAAAAAACACAAAACCUUUUUUAAAUUGUUAGUAUUGUAGUGUGAAUAAAUUUGUCAUCACCUUUUGUGUGAUGGCUGGGCAGGUCAUUAUCUUAAUUUUUUGGCAUAUAUCUUUAAAUACUGUAAUUAGUGCAGUAACAGUUUUUUUUGUGCAUCUCUUCUAAAACAUUCAUAAUGCCGUCAUGUUUAUUAUUUUUUUUUCUGUUAAUGUUUUUGACAAUUUUAAAGGAGCAGUCUUUUGGCUCUGGUCAUUUUCUUGUUCUGUUUUCAAUGAAAUCAAUAAAAAAAGUGCUUUAAAAGUG